Molecule: messenger RNA, 1805 nt
Organism: Cucumis melo (muskmelon)
Lineage: Eukaryota; Viridiplantae; Streptophyta; Magnoliopsida; Cucurbitales; Cucurbitaceae
Product: pentatricopeptide repeat-containing protein At4g21065-like
Exons: 1
Coding region: 1-1677 (558 amino acids)
Biological process (GO): RNA modification
Molecular function (GO): protein binding; zinc ion binding; RNA binding
Source: RefSeq, a predicted model, not a curated record
AUGAACAGUGUUUACAAACUCCAUUGUUACAUAAUCAAAAGUGGUAAGCAGACUGAUCCUCUUUCUCUCCGUACCCUUCUUCUUUCCUGUGUUGCUACAGCUCCCGAAAGCUUAUCUUAUACUCGUUAUGUAUUCUCUCGAAUUCCUUCUCCAGAUACUUUCGCUUGUAACACCAUCAUACGAUCACAUUCUCACCUCUUUCCUUCUCAUUCUUUGUCCUAUUUCUUUGCCAUGCGUUCCAACGGCAUCCCUUUUGAUAAUUUCACAUUCCCUUUUGUUCUCAAAGCAUGUUCUCGAUUGCAAAUCAACCUUCACUUGCAUUCCCUUAUUGUUAAGCAUGGUUUGGACUCUGAUAUUUUUGUGCAAAAUGCUUUGAUUUGUGUUUACGGGUAUUGUGGGUCAUUGGAGAUGGCAGUUAAGGUGUUUGAUGAAAUGUCUGAGAGGGAUUCUGUUUCUUGGUCUACUAUUAUUGCUUCUUUUCUUAAUAAUGGCCAUGCAUCUGAGGCUUUGGCCUUGUUUCAGAAAAUGCAAUUGGAAGAUAAAGUAGUGCCUGAUGAGGUAACCAUGCUUAGUGUGAUAUCUGCAAUCUCACAUUUGGGAGAUUUAGAAUUGGGUCGUUGGGUUCGAACGUUUAUCGGCAGACUUGGCUUGGGAAUCUCUGUUGCUUUAGGAACUGCUCUUAUUGAUAUGUUCUCCAGAUGUGGAUCUAUUGAUGAAUCAAUUGUUGUAUUCGAAGAAAUGGCAGUGAGGAAUGUAUUGACAUGGACGACCCUAAUCAAUGGGCUUGGGGUUCACGGGCGUAGCACGGAGGCUUUAGCAAUGUUUCAUAGCAUGAGAAAUUCAGGGGUUCAACCAGAUUAUAUUACGUUCACUGGUGUCUUAGUAGCUUGUAGCCAUGGCGGUCUUGUAAAAGAAGGUAGGGACAUUUUUGAAAGCAUUCGGAAAGUCUAUCGGAUGGAUCCUCUUCUAGAGCAUUAUGGUUGUAUGGUUGAUCUUCUUGGUCGGGCAGGCCUAUUGAAUGAAGCUUAUGAAUUUGUUGAAAGAAUGCCAAUGAAACCAGAUUCAAUCAUCUGGAGGACUCUUCUUGGAGCGUGUGUGAAUCAUAACAAUCUCAAUUUAGUUGAAAAGGUGAAGGCGAAGAUUUCCAAGAUAAGCUCUUCGCACGAUGGUGAUUUCGUGCUUCUAUCCAAUGUAUACGGAGCAGCUGGUAGAUGGGAAGAAAAGACAUCAAUGAGGAGUAAGAUGAGAGAAAAAAGAAUAGGCAAAAAACCUGGGUGCAGUUUGAUUAAUGUUGACCAAACAGUUCAUGAGUUCGUUUCUGGGGAUAAUUCCCAUCCACAAUCUGAGAACAUAACAAAGUUCUUGAGCUCAAUUAUUGGAAAACUAAGAAACAGGGGUUACAUGAUGCAAACGGAAAACGUACUACACGAUAUCGAAGAGGAAGAAAGAGAGCAUUCUUUAAGUUACCACAGUGAAAAAUUGGCUGUUGCUUUUGCAAUUCUUAAUAUGAAAGAUAAAAGGACAAUAAGGAUCAUGAAGAAUCUUAGAAUUUGUGAUGAUUGUCAUUCAUUUAUGAAACAUCUUUCAGUUAGAUUUGAGAGGAAAAUAAUCAUUCGAGAUCGUAAUCGAUUUCAUCAUUUUGAAAAAGGAUUAUGCUCAUGCCAUGAUUAUUGGUGAAAUCUUGUCAUUUGUACUCCCUUCUUUCCAUUUAUGAUCUUCAAUUAUAGAUCGAAACCACUUAUGUUGAAGAUGAUUGUAUUACUAUAUUUUACAAGAUCAAUAUAAUCAUAAUUUUAUCUUUUUAA